AUGGCUCUCGUUUCUCUCUUGCUUUGCCUUCAAAGCAUUGCCAUUCAUGCCCUUCUCAGUUAUGCCCUUCCCAAUAUUACUCACACCCUUGAGGCGAGGCAGUCGAACUCGAAGCUUGUCUUUUGUCAUUUCAUGGUUUGUGCUCUCGAUUCUACCACUUCACUGACCGUAUUUACUGGAUUCCAGAUCGGAAUCACCUCGGACAGAACCAGUUCAGGCGAUUACGACGACGACAUGAAACGUGCCAAAGCUCUCGGGAUCGACGCCUUCGCUCUCAACAUCGGUGUUGAUCCCUAUACCGACACUCAACUUAACUUUGCUUAUGACUCUGCCGCAGCAAAUGGCAUGAAAGUCUUCAUCUCUUUCGACUUCAAUUGGUACCACACCUCUGACGGCUCCGCAGUGGGAGCCAAAGUCGCACAAUACGCAUCUCGGCCCGCGCAGUUGAUGGUCAAUAACAAGGUCUUCGUUUCCUCUUUUGCAGGGGAUGGUGUGGAUGUGGACGCGAUUCGGGCUGCUGCUGGGAGGGAUGUUUAUUUCGCUCCGAACUUCCAUCCUGGGCAAGGUAAUUUUGGUGUGAUUGAUGGAGCGUUGAAUUGGAUGGGUUGGCAGAACGAUGGGAAUAAUAAGGCGCCAAAGCCCGGUAAGCUGAUCACGGUCGAUGCUGGGGAUAAGGCCUAUAUUUCGGCCCUUGGUGGGAAGGGGUACAUCGCCCCCGCUUCUCCCUGGUUUUUUACCCACUUUGGCUCGGAAGUCUCUUACAGCAAGAACUGGGUCUUCCCUGGAGACUUUCUCUGGUACUUGAGGUGGGUUGAAAUCCUCGCUCUCAAGCCAACCUUUGUCGAAAUUGUUACCUGGAAUGAUUAUGGCGAAUCGCACUACAUCGGUCCUCUUGCGUCGAAACACACCGACGACGGAGCGUCGAAAUGGAUCAAUGACAUGCCCCAUAUUGGAUGGCUUGAAAUGUCCAAGCUCUUCAUCGCUGCGUACAAAGCAGGUGCCAACUCUGUCAAUUCCUUCAUCGCCGAAGAAAAGCUCGUGUAUUGGUACCGCAUCACACCCAAGGAUCUUAACUGUGAUUCCACCGACACAACAAUGGGUCCAGCGAACAAUGCCAGUGGGAAUUACUUCAACGGUCGACCCAACGGUUACGAGACAAUGAAAGACGAGGUCUUUGUUGUCGCUCUCCUUCGAUCAGCCGGCACAGUUCGGGUCAACUCUGGUGGUACACUUUACACUUUCGAUGCACCCGCGGGUGCGGCCGCUUUCAGCGUACCAUUCAAAGUCGGAUCUCAGAGCUUCUCGCUGGUCAGAAAUGGUGUGGAAGUCUUGGGUGCCACGAGCUUCAAGGUCAUUCAGAAUACGUGUCCCUGCGGCUUGUACAAUUUCAACCCCUAUGUUGGAACUGUGCCGGAGGAAGCGAGGGAUGUUUUGGGUCCGGAUGGGUUCGCGGCCUUUAACAACGGACUGAAAGUCGCGUGUAAUCCGACUCCAAGUUUGCCUGCUACGCCACCGGCGACAACUGCGGCUAGCACGACUAUUAGGGCCACUGCUGCGCCUACUUCUACGCCGGUUUAA
Marasmius oreades (fairy-ring Marasmius) is the source of this 1578-nucleotide messenger RNA. RefSeq lists its product as uncharacterized. The record is from RefSeq and is a predicted model, not a curated record. Lineage: Eukaryota; Fungi; Basidiomycota; Agaricomycetes; Agaricales; Marasmiaceae. Bases 1 to 1578 code for a protein of 525 amino acids. The transcript has 4 exons. Gene Ontology annotation, molecular function: glucan endo-1,3-alpha-glucosidase activity. Gene Ontology annotation, biological process: mating projection tip cell wall disassembly.